AUGGUCUGUUUCAGACUCACGGGGAAAUCCAGCAAACGAUUGGAGACAAAGAACAACGAGUUUGCCAAAAACAAAAUCGCAGUCGACGGAAACUGCGAUCGUAAGAACGUAAUUCGAGAUUCUCAGACGCAACCCAGCUUAGUCAGUCCAUGUGGAGAUGUAAACAAGGAUAUAACUACUAAGGAGGAUCAAGUAGCUUUCGACGCAAAGGAUUCGAAUGUGGAAUAUGAAGUUUCAGGGAAGAAAGCACAGACUUUCACCUUUGAGGAACUCUCUGUUUCUACAGGAAACAUCAGGUCGGAUUGUUUCCUAGGCGAAGGAGGCUCUUGCAAUCAAGCAACAUUCGAAAUGGUGCUCGAGGAAUCAAAGAGUUCGUGUGAAUUGUUGACACUAAGUCUCGCUGAUCAUGAGAACCUUGUAAAGCUUAUUCGUUUCUGUGCUCAAGGUGUUCAGAGGCUCUUGAUCUACGAGUACAUGCCACUAAGAUCUCUUGAAAAUUACCUCUAUGAUCUUCCUCAUGGUAAGAAACCGCUUGUGUGGAGCACUCGGAUGAAGAUAGCAGCUGGUAGCGAGAUGUUUGGAAUAUCUCCACAAUACAAUGCUGCUAAGGCCAAUGCUCUCAAGGACUAG
Messenger RNA from Thlaspi arvense, 630 nucleotides. Lineage: Eukaryota; Viridiplantae; Streptophyta; Magnoliopsida; Brassicales; Brassicaceae. The record is from the annotation of a GenBank genome assembly.